Panicum hallii is the source of this 2488-nucleotide messenger RNA. Its product is annotated as protein FAM135B-like. The transcript is spliced from 14 exons. The coding region runs from base 1 to 2268 and encodes 755 amino acids. The record is from RefSeq and is a predicted model, not a curated record. NCBI's taxonomy places the organism in Eukaryota, Viridiplantae, Streptophyta, Magnoliopsida, Poales, Poaceae.
AUGGAGACGGCACACGAGGUGGCCAUCUAUAUCGAUCGCUUCCACAACCUGGACUUGUUCCAGCAAGGAUGGUACCGCAUGAAGAUUAGUGCCCUGUGGGAGGAUGACGAUCAUAGGGCACCAAUAUCGCCGGCCAGGGUCACCCAAUACGAAGCUGUUGAUAUUGGUGCGAAGGGCUCAUUUGGCUUUUGGAGAAUAGAUGAUUAUGACAAUAGCUUCUGUACACAGCCAUUUCUUGUUAAAUAUUCUAGGCAAGAUAUUUAUCUGUCAGUUAUGGUGUCUUUCUACAUACCCAACAGUGAAGAUGAGGGUCCAGCAACUUCAUCUAUUAUACUGAAGUUCGAUCUUAUAUAUAUCCCAACACUGGGAAACGGGACUGAAGUUCAAGAUUCAAGUGACACAGAAUUGGUCCCUGUCCAUGAAUUUAGGAUCCCACAUAAAGUACUCCUGGGUUUACACUCAUAUUGCCCUGUUCAUUUUGAUGCUUUACACUCUGCUCUCGUGGAUCUGACAAUACACAUAGUGUACCUCAAAGCCGGUGUAACUAAAUCAUCAUUGAAGCCGAUGGAGCAAAGUUUUGGCUCAAAGUCAUAUGAUAUUGUUAAGGCUUCACUAAUUUCUAGGGAAAUACUUCUUGAGGAAUUGAAGAAGAUGAGUAAUGCUAUUGGUAAUACUCUUGAGGAUUUAGAUGGCAUGGACUUAACCCUUGGUAAAUAUGAGACAAUCCAUCCAUCAAAGUCAGGUUUGUCUAGUUGCAAUGGGAAAGGUACACUCACAAAGUGCACUACUCCCCAGCUGACUGGCAUCUUACGUGAUUUUCUUGAGAGUUCUGGUGUUAUGGUUGGAAACACUUCUGAUGAUGUCAUGCUGUAUACUCUAUCCGAGGAAGAAUUGCUUGAAUUAUUUCAAAUUGUUAGCAACCAAGUCUCAUUUAUAUGGAAUGAGUUUUUGAAAUUUCACAGGACGCAUAGAGUCAAGAUAUUGGAUUAUUUGCAUGCUAUUUGGGAUUUAGAUCGGAAAGCAGAAUGGUCAAUAUGGAUUAUUCAUUCAAAAAUUGAGAUUCCUCAUCGCUACUUGAGAAGCAUGACUGACUAUUCUCCUCGCCAUGGCCAUUUGCUUCGGAUUUCCAGUUCACGGAAGGUCCAUCAUGAUCCUAUACAAAAUUCGAUGUCACAGGCUGAACUGCACAGGAAAAGUAUAGCACAAAUGAAGAUUAACACAAGAUCAAUUCAAGAUAUGCAUAUUUAUGCUGAUCCUUCAUGUAUCCCUGUUGUCCGGAUAGAGAAACAUGUCAUGAUUGUUCCGGGACAUUGUUCUAGCAAGGACUUUUUAACAGAUAGUUCAGAGCCAGUUGGCACUUUUCUACCACCUCUACUACGAGGACUAUCUUUGGAGGAAGAAACUAGUGGUUUUAAGAGUGGCUACGUAUUACGAGCUGUCAUUUUUGUUCAUGGAUUUCAGGGCCAUCAUUUGGAUUUACGUCUUAUUCGAAACCAAUGGCUUUUGCUUGAUCCUGGAGCUGAGUGCCUAUUGUCUCAGAUAAAUGAGGAUAGAACUUCAGGAGAUUUUAAAGAAAUGGGUAGUAGGCUUGCUAAUGAAGUAGUGGCAUUCCUCAAAAGGAAACUGGACAGGUAUUCCAAAAUUGGAGGCUGCCAAGAGAUGAAGCUUAGUUUUGUUGGUCACUCUAUUGGCAACAUUAUCCUUAGAAGUGCCCUCACAGAACCCAAAUUGCAGCCAUUUUUGAAGAACCUAUAUACAUACAUGUCAAUAUCGGGGCCUCACUUAGGUUACUGGUACAGCUCAAAUUCUUUGUUCAAUUCUGGCCUCUGGCUUAUGAAAAGGCUCAAGGGAAUGCAGUGCAUGCAUCAGCUCACCUUCAGUGAUGACCACGACCCACAGAACACAUUCUUUUACAAGCUCUGCAAGCUGAAGACACUGGAGUACUUUCAGAACAUCAUUCUAGUAUCAUCGCCGCAGGAUGGAUAUGUCCCGUAUCAUUCAGCAAGAAUCGAUCUCUGCCACGCCUCAUCAUCAGAUAACUCAAAACGGGGGCAGGUGUUCACUGAAAUGCUCAACAACUGCUUGGACCAGAUCCGUGCUCCCACAUCCGAAACAAGGGUGUUCAUGCGCUGCGAUGUGAACUUUGACCAGUCCACCCAGGGACGGAACCUGAACACCAUGAUCGGCAGAGCUGCGCACAUCGAGUUCCUGGAGAAUGACGUCUACGCCAGGUUCAUCAUGUGGUCCUUCCCAGAGUUGUUCCGAUGAUGAUGAUGUGUUCUUGGAGUGCAGAACUGUCAACAGCUGGUAGAAUGGUAUGCUAAAUCUUAAUAAUAUGGGUGUUGAUCAGGAUGGAUACAUAUAUUGCAUUAUCCAUUACAAUGUAAGAGCAGCAUCCGGGGUUUAACCAUUUCUCGGGGUUUAUAUUUUUCAUUAGCUUUUAGAUUUGAGCUGUGAUAUCCAGGUAGUAAUCAAAUAGAUACUAAGU